AAAAAUAAAUAUUUGCGUUGUUGUUUAAGUUCAGGUCAACGUCUGAUCUUUUCCGGUUGAAAAGUUACUACUUCCGCUCAGCAGAGAGGCGGAAGACGGACCGCAAUGGCGGCUGAAAUUAUGUUACUGUGGCUUUUACCGUUGCUUCAGUCGCUGGCGGCGUUCGGAGCAGAGCUGUCGUCAGAGGCGUGCAGGGACCUCGGCUUCUCCAGUAACUUACUGUGCAGCUCAUGUGAAUUGUUGGGUCAGUUCAGCCUGACGCAGCUCGAGCCGUUCUGCAGGCAGUGCUGCCAGGAGGAGGCUCAGUUCGAAUCGAGGAAGCUCUACCCUGGAGCCAUCCUCGAGGUCUGUGGAUGAAAAUUGGGGAGGUUCCCUCAAGUCCAAGCUUUUGUCAGGAGCGACAAGCCAAAGAUGUUCAAGGGCCUUCAGAUUAAGUAUGUGCGAGGCUCCGAUCCUGUGCUGAAGCUGCUGGACGAUAACGGGAACAUUGCUGAAGAACUCAGCAUCCUCAAGUGGAACACGGACAGCGUGGAGGAAUUCCUGAGUGAAAAACUCGAGCGCAUUUAACACCCCUCAUCUCCCGUUCUCCUAAUUACUGCAUUCCUUUAGAACAUCCUACGUCCCCAACGUCCUUCACCUGUCCUCUGAAUUUGUAGCUGUUUUUUUGUACUGUAUGAAUGUGUACAGAGGAUCAUCAUGAUGCUGGAUCGGCAGUGCUUGUCGUUUUUCUCUGUACACUAGCGCUCGUGUGGAGCUGCACGUUAGUGAAAGCCUCGCAGGAAACCAGUGUGUGGUGUGUGAGGCCUGAUGUGUGUGCAGUUCUCACAGCGUGUAGCGACAGAGAGACACACAAGCACUCUGUCUGGUGUUUAAACUGAUCUCUCUGGUCUCUGUUUAAUAAAGUUUUGAUUCCUCACAA
This is a messenger RNA of Tachysurus vachellii, 919 nucleotides long. RefSeq names its product selenoprotein F (gene selenof). Gene Ontology annotation, cellular component: endoplasmic reticulum lumen. The transcript is spliced from 5 exons. Gene Ontology annotation, molecular function: oxidoreductase activity. The record is from RefSeq and is a predicted model, not a curated record. Lineage: Eukaryota; Metazoa; Chordata; Actinopteri; Siluriformes; Bagridae.